This is a messenger RNA of Tachysurus vachellii, 5302 nucleotides long. It is a transcript of the gene disp1, whose product is annotated as dispatched homolog 1 (Drosophila). Gene Ontology annotation, cellular component: membrane. Bases 472 to 4962 code for a protein of 1496 amino acids. NCBI's taxonomy places the organism in Eukaryota, Metazoa, Chordata, Actinopteri, Siluriformes, Bagridae. The record is from RefSeq and is a predicted model, not a curated record. The transcript is spliced from 8 exons.
GUGGGAUCUGGCUGUAGUACUUCCAUGUGUACCCCUGCUCCAGGAGGUUCCUGGAGGAGGUGCAUGGUGCUGGAGAUGAAGGACGAGCCUGAAGCCUGCUCACUGAGGAGGGAGGGUGUCGCUUGUGCAGUGUAGCCUUGGUCACUCCAGUGGUUGGGAAGGGUAACUUUCCCCGUGUGAAAAUACAGCUGCUGUAUUCGGCCAAUCACAAAGCAGUGGGGAUCUUGUGGGGAAUGUCGCUGGGAUGUCUUUGGGCCUACUACGUGUUCUGAACCCCUCACAGCAACGUUAGCACACGGUGCGAUUGUCACUGUGUUACUGGCUGUUUUUAAUGCAAAAACAAUCAUUCCGAUUCUGUCUUUAUUAAAUCUACUGCUGUUUGUGGACCACACGGAGAAGCUGGACAGAAAAAACACCACCAAGAAAAAAAACUUCUACUCUGAUUAUUUCUGGCAACAAAGAUCCAGUUGAAUGGUGGAAGGCCAUAUGGCUCUGAUGGAGGCUUCAAUUAACCACCUGCCACUCAAUAAUACUGGAGACCCCCUAAGCAUGAGUGCUGCUUUGCCCAGUGAGCCUGCCAGCUCUGUCACAGAGUCUACACUGGAGACAAAUGAGAACACGGAGCAGAAAGCGAGAACAUUGACCAGAACGGAUCCACCAAUCCAAAACUGCAUCAAGCAGAACUGUUCUAUCCAGUCGUCGUCGUCGUCGUCACCUCGGUCCUCGGUUUUUUUGUCACGGUACAAUUCUCCAAAGCUGUUGUCUGCAUCGCUUCCGCAUCAUUCUUCUGCUUGUUGCCAUUUUCAAGAGUCUGAGUGCUGUAAUUUGAAACAGCAAGAUGGAAGCCUUUUCCAGGGGUCCUUGCAUUCAAGGGCUCUUCACAUGGGCCCCUGUUGUGUGCAGGGGACACCCAGAUUCUGCAUGCAACAUCAAUGGCAGGAGCGUUUCCAGAACCAACCAAACAUGACCACAUUCAGUCCUGCAAGACCAUUUCGAGUCCCCAAAAGUUACGCAGAGCUCAUUGCAGACUGGCCUGUGGUGGUCCUCGGUGUGUGUACUAUACUCAUUGUGGUAUGCACUUUAGUAGGCGUCCUUGUUCCAGACCUGCCGGACUUCUCAGAUCCGUUACUGGGCUUUGAACCUCGGGGCACUACAAUAGGUCAGAGGCUUGUGACAUGGAACAACAUGGUGAAAAACACAGGCUACAAAGCCACCUUGGCUAACUACCCCUUUAAAUAUGCAGAUGAACAGGCCAAAAGUCAUCAAGAGGACCGGUGGUCAGAGGAUCACGCUGAAAGAGAUAAAAGACAAGCAGAAUGGGACUUCAGUAAAGACAGUUUCUUCUGUGAUGUUCCAGGUGACAGUUACUCUAGAAUUGUGUUCACCUCUGCUGACGGGAAGAACUUGUGGAAUAUACAGGCCAUAAAAUCCAUGUGCAAUUUUGACAAUACCAGGGUUCGCUCUCAUCCACAAUACUGGAGUUUGUGCCAACGUGCCACAUCUGCCUCUUGUUGUCCUAGCUGGACUCUUGGGAACUACAUAGCUGUACUCACCAACAAGUCAUCCUGCCAAAAGAUAACAGAACGGGAUGUAUCUCUGACCUUAAAGGUCCUGCGCUCCUGUGCCAAGUUCUACUAUAAUGGCACAUUAGGUCCAGAGUGUUGGGAUGUGAAUACACGCAGGAAAGACCAGUUCAAGUGUGCCAGUGUCCCCAGAAAAUGCACCAAAUACAAUGCUGUAUAUCACAUCCUACAUUUCUUAGUGGACAAGGAUUUCCUUAACCCAAAGAGCAUUGAAUUCCAACCACCUGAUCUCAAAUACAGCAUGUUGUUCUCUCCCACAGAGAAAGGUGAAAGCAUGAUGAACAUUUACUUGGACAACUUUGAGAACUGGAACGCCACAGAUGGAGUCACCACCAUCACGGGUAUAGAGUUUGGCAUCAAACACAAUUUGUUCCAGGACUACCUUCUUACAGAUACUAUGUAUCCUGCAAUAGCGAUUGCGAUUGUACUAGUAGUUAUGUGUGUAUACACCAAGUCUGUUUUUAUCACCAUCAUGACCAUGUUUGCCAUCAUCAGCUCCUUAAUUAUCUCCUACGUCCUUUAUCGUGUCGUCUUCAAUUUUGAAUUCUUCCCCUUUAUGAAUCUCACGGCAUUAAUUAUUCUUGUCGGAAUUGGUGCAGAUGAUGCUUUUGUGUUAUGCGACGUCUGGAACUACACAAAAAUUGACAAGCCGAACUCUGAGCUCUCCGAAACUGUCAAUGUCACACUUCAGCAUGCAGCACUUUCAAUGUUUGUCACCAGCUUCACUACAGCUGCUGCCUUCUAUGCUAAUUACGUCAGCAACAUUACAGCCAUCCGCUGCUUUGGUGUCUAUGCUGGCACUGCUAUCCUGGUCAAUUACAUUCUAAUGGUAACCUGGUUACCUGCUGUAGUGGUUCUUCAUGAGCGAUACCUGCUAAACAUCUUCAUGUGCUUCAGGUCACCACAUCACACCACAAGCUUUUUGAAGAACAUGUAUCAGAAUGCCAACAAGUGCCUGUUUGCUCUCUCAGAGUGUUCCCGCAUUUUCUUUGAAAAAGUACUGCCAUGGAUUGUAAUCAAACUGCGCUACCUGUGGCUCUUUUGGUACCUGGUCAUAACUGCUGUUGGAGCGUAUAUCGUCUGUGUAAGCCCUAAAAUAAAACUGCCUUCCUUGGAGCUAUCAGAAUUUCAAGUGUUUCGCGCCACACAUCCUUUCGAACGCUAUGAUGCAGAAUACAAAAAACUGUUCAUGUUCGAACGUGUCCACCACGGAGAAGAUCUUCACAUGCCUAUCACUAUAAUAUGGGGUGUUAUCCCAAUAGACAGUGGUGAUCCCAUGAACCCCAAGAAUAAAGGCAAACUGACACUCGAUACAAGUUUUAACAUAACCAGCCCUGCAAGCCAAUUAUGGAUUCUCAACUUCUGUCAGAAGCUCAGGAACCAAAGCUUCGUGUUCCAGUCUAAUGAACAAGAUUUCACCAGUUGCUUCAUGGAGACUUUUAAGCAGUGGAUGGAGAACCAAGACUGCGAUGAGGCUAGAGUCCUUCCAUGUUGCAGUCAGUCCACAUUCCCCUACAAACAGGAUGUGUUUGAGUUGUGCAUCAAGCGAGCUAUUAUGGAGCUGGAUCGCAGCACUGUCUAUCAUUUGGACAGUAAGACACCGGGGCCGAGAUUUGACAUUAAUGAUACAAUCCGUGCCAUUGUGCUUGAAUUCCAUAGCACCUAUCACUUCACCUUAGCGUAUGAAAAAAUGCAUCUGUUUUACCAUGAGGUGGAUUCCUGGAUCCAGGAAGAGUUAAAGAAUGCUCCAGAUGGAUUAAACUAUGGUUGGUUUGUCAGCAAUUUAGAAUUCUAUGACCUCCAGGAUAGUCUAUCCGAUGGAACUCUUAUUGCCAUGGCACUGUCUGUGGCAGUUGCCUUCAGUGUUAUGCUUCUAACUACCUGGAAUAUCAUUAUUAGCCUUUAUGCCAUUAUCUCUAUAACUGGAACCAUUUUUGUAACCGUGGGAUCGCUGGUGCUUUUGGGAUGGGAACUAAAUAUACUAGAGUCUGUUACCAUAUCAGUGGCUGUAGGGCUUUCUGUAGACUUUGCGGUACAUUAUGGUGUAGCAUACCGUCUCGCACCAGAACCCGAUAGGGAAGGGAAGGUGGUUUUUUCAUUGAGUAGAAUGGGUUCAGCCAUUGCCAUGGCAGCACUCACCACUUUUGUUGCUGGAGCAAUGAUGAUGCCAUCCACAGUACUGGCUUAUACCCAGCUUGGCACAUUUCUGAUGCUAAUCAUGUGCGUAAGUUGGGCUUUUUCUACUUUUUUUUUCCAGUGCAUGUGUCGUUGUAUUGGUCCACAGGGCACUUGUGGACAGAUUCCCAUGCCUAAUUUGUUUGCGAAGUGUCAUGUUUUUAAAGCAGGUCCCUCUGACCCGUCACCUUCCCAGGCAACCAAAUACCAGUCAGAUACUAGGGGACAAGUGGUGGAGUAUGAACUUGAGCCAUUGGCGACUAACGAUGGAAAUACAGAAAAAACAGAGGUUCAAACACAAUGUACUCAACUAACCAAUGAAAACGCUUCUUGUUGUCAAUUGAAAAACAAAAUAGACUGUGCAAAAGUGCCUGAUCCUAAAAAUUCUGAUCCUAAUGAUAUGGCAAACACAGAUCCUGCAUAUCUGCAUACCUACUCUUAUAAUACUUGUUGUACCUGUGACCAUUUUUUGUCCCAGCACACAAUGGGCACACAGUGGCCCCAUCACCACACAUGUAUCCAAGAGUGUCCAUGCCCGGCUUCACAGUUCACUUCAACAGGUAAUCAUGUAGCCAAAGAUCAGAACAUCAUCUCAAAAUUAAAUACAGUGCACACAACUACCAAUCAUGAGGUGAACAAUGUACACUGUGUUCCUGCCCAUUUCCACAAGUGUUCCCAGUCUCCAUCCACAAGAACUAGCUCUCUCAAAAAGCAUGGCUGCUACCUUCGGGGAUGUAACAUGCACACUUUGCACCAUCAAUCGCCAGACCAUCCACCUGGUGAUUCAGGACCUGAUGAAUCACGCUCAGCCAGUCCAUGCAAACUACCACCUGAUACCAUCAGUGCUCGAGCUCACACACAGCUUUCCACAGUUCAGUGCUGCACAUUAGCUCAGACACAAAGAGAAUGUAUAAUCGAUGAUGGAACAAAUAAGUCAGGAAACACAUCAUUUAACCACCUAAAUAGCAAGUUGGCAAAUGCUUCUGUUUUGGUGCAAGAUUACAAUGAUAAACUUAAAAUGGCUCCCACUGUGCUUGACAGAAGUGUCCAUUGCAAACAGCGCCACAGAACCAUGACUGAAGACUCACCCAAGAGAGACAUUUACUUAAACGGCACUAUAAAAGUAAACUGCAAGCCAAAAAAUGAUGCAAAUGUUCAAGUCCUUCCCUUUAACACUCUCACUUUAUCAGAAAGUUUAUGUUAAUAAAGAGGUUAAAACUUAAUAACAGGGACCAUGGGAAUAUACAUUGCUAUAGGGCCAUACAUUGUGUUCCUCUGCAGUUAAAUGUGUACAAUUAUGCAAUUUACUGUCCUUUGUGGGUCCUGUAGAAAUUUGUAUUCUUGAAACAUAAUGUUUACACGGUUCUCACUGGCCCUUUGCUAACAAUUUGCUGUCGUUUGCUGGAGAUAUUCUCAUGCACACAUGACCUAUAUACUUUAAUUCCUGAUAAUGUUACUAACUGGAGACAAAAUGUGUAAAGUGUUUAUAAGCAAGAUGGAUUAUCGCAUUAUAUAGCUCAUAAAUAAAUGACCAAAAUGAUGAA